Molecule: messenger RNA, 4689 nt
Organism: Microstroma glucosiphilum
Lineage: Eukaryota; Fungi; Basidiomycota; Exobasidiomycetes; Microstromatales; Microstromataceae
Product: putative YOR1-ABC transporter
Exons: 1
Coding region: 1-4689 (1562 amino acids)
Biological process (GO): transmembrane transport
Cellular component (GO): membrane
Molecular function (GO): ATP hydrolysis activity; ABC-type transporter activity; ATP binding
Source: RefSeq, a predicted model, not a curated record
AUGGGAGACGCAGAGAAGGUCGCCUCACUUGAUCAAAAUGCCGCUGGCCCCUCAUCAUCAUCAUCAUCCCGCUCCGCGCGCAGCCCAGAACCGGAUGUCGCCGGCUUGAGCCCGGCCGAUUCCCUGGAUGGAGAGAAGAAGGUCGAUGACAACGAGGCCAAGGAGUCAGGAGAAGAGGAAGAAAAGCCUCAAGGAUACAAGUACAAUCCCGGCAAUCGCCGCAAGACUGAUGCGAGGAUACGACAGCAUGUCUGGCAAUUCUGGCGGCCUCGUACAGCUCCUCCGCCGCCGCCGCUUACCAUGGACGAAGCGGAGCCGUCGCCAAUCAUCUCUGCCAAUAUCAUCAGUAAGCUCACCUUCCAGUGGGCUACGCCGAUCAUGGUUCUCGGCUACAAGCGUGCUCUAGAGGCUACAGAUCUCAACAAGCUCCAUCCCGAUCGUGAGAGCAGCAGAUCCUCCCAAUUGUUGAUCGACGAAUGGGACAGGCGGGCCGAGGUAGCCAAGCAGUACAACAAGAAGCUCGCUGCAGGCGAGAUCCCCGUCGGGUUCACAAAGUCGCUACGCUGGCGAACUUCAAUUGCUUUCCGUACUGUUACGGGGAGGAGAGGCAAGAACAACCCUUCCUAUGCGGAGAGGGAGGCUCGUUGGAGGGCCGCGCCACCUCCCGGAGCAUGGGAUCCGCCUGCGCCCAAGAAGAAGGGCAAAGGUGGUGGCGGAAAGCCAGGAUCUGCUCCUACCGGACCUAAGCCGAAGAACUUCAGCGGGUGGCAAAGAGCUUCGCUCAUCGGAUCACUCCAUCCGCAGAUGUCGUGGAUGCUCUGGUCCGGUGUGGGAGUCAAGGUACUUGGUGACACUGCGCAGAUGACGGCUCCCCUCGUGCUUCGCAAGAUCAUCGCUUUCGGACAGGAGCGAUAUGCUGCCCAUCUUACUGGCCAGCCGCUGCCGAACAUCGGCGCGGGAAUUGGCUGGGCCUUCCUCCUCUUCUUCAUGCAGUUCAUUGCUGCCGUAUUCACCCAUCAAUUCUUCUUUAGGACAAUGUCCGUGGGUGUCUUCACUCGAUCCGCCUUGAUCGGUGGUCUCUUCAGGCGAGCAACAAAGAUGAACCCGAAGGACCGCUCCCCUGGUAAGCUGCUCAAUCACGCCUCGACGGAUGUCUCAAGGAUCGACUUUGCCUCUGCCUGGGCACCUCUCAUUUUCACCACGCCUAUUCAGCUGGCUAUCGGUGUUAUCCUCCUCAUCGUGCAGAUUGGACCCUCGGCACUUGUAGGUCUGGCGCUCCUUGUGGUCUCGAUGCCCAUGCAAGCCUUCAUGGUCAGGUCAAUGUUCGCGUCCCGAGGUGCAUCAAUGCAGUAUACUGAUCAGAGGAGCAAGCUCAUCAAUGAGCUUCUCGGAGGUAUGCGCAUUGUCAAGUCCUUCUCCUACGAGAACAACUUCCUCAAGCGUCUCGCCUUCAUUCGUCGCAAAGAACUCCAGGGCAUCCGAAAGCUUCUGGUUCUGCGAAGUAUCCAGCAAGCCAUCUCUUUCACGUUGCCGACGCUUGCUGCCGUCGUCAGUUUCGUCGUCUAUUACACCGUUCGCCAGGAUCUGCAAGCCACGGAGAUCUUCACAGCCCUCACCCUCUUCCAAUUGCUGCGAAUGCCCCUUAUGUUCCUGCCUCUCUCACUCUCUUCGGGUUCGGACGCAUACAAUGCAUUCCUCCGUUUGAGAGUUGUCUUUGAAGGAGAUCAGAUCGAAGACGAGGCACAGUACAACCUCGAGUCGGCCGAUGCCUUGCAGAUCGUCGACGGCACGUUCCAGUGGUACGAGAGCACACCGCCCACCGCUGCUGUUGGAAUGGGCGACAAGAAAGACAAGGUCAAAGCGGCCGAAAACAAACGCUCCAAGAAAGACAAGAUCACUGCUGCUGAUUCGGCCAAGGUAGAGCAAGCCGCAGGCGUAGCUGGUGAUAGUACCGAGGCAACAGUGACAGAAGAUCGCGCCGGUCCCAACCUCGCUGAUGGUGCUUCCUCUGAGAAGCCAGAGGAGAAGCAGGCUCCAUUCAUGCUCUCCAACCUUGAUCUGAACAUUCCCAAAGGCCAACUUUGCGCCAUCGUGGGACCCGUCGGAUGCGGCAAGAGCUCUCUGCUCUCUGCCUGCCUGGGUGAGAUGCCCAAGAAGGGAGGUGUCGUCACAUGGGGUACUCAAGGUGUCGCAUACGUGCCUCAGACUGCCUGGAUUCAAGCUGCCACUGUCCGCGAGAACAUCGUCUUUGGCCAGCCGUUCGACGCAACGCGAUACUGGAGGUGUGUCGGCCUCGCCGAGCUGGAUGCCGACCUUGCAGCUCUUCCUCACGGUGACUCCACCGGUAUUGGAGAGCGAGGUAUCACUCUGAGUGGUGGACAGAAGCAGAGAGUCAGCAUCGCUAGGGCUCUGUACUUCCAGGCCGAUGUAUACCUCUUCGAUGAUAUCCUCUCUGCGCUAGACGCCCACGUCGGCAAGGCAAUCUUCCAGAAUGCCAUCCUGGAUCUUAAGGCUCGCGGCAAGACGGUCAUCCUUGUUACGCACGCACUUCACCACCUUCACUCCGUCGACCGCAUUGUGACCAUGACCAAUGGUGCCAUUGCCGAGAGCGGUACCUACGAGGAGCUCCGCGCCCGUCCCAAUGGCGCCUUUGCAAACCUCAUGGCCGAGUUUGGAGGUGAGGAAGAAGAGGAAGUGGAAGCGCACGUCGAAGACGAGGCGGAAGCAAUCGAGACUGCCAAGAAGAAGUCGGCCAAGGCCACUGCAGACGAGCUGCAGUCGAAGCAGCAGAAGAAGGACGCUGGUGACGAUGGUGUCAUGACACGAGAACAGCGAAACACUGGAUCUGUUUCUUUCGAUGUCUACAGGUCCUACCUGAAGGCGGGGCGCGGCGAGUAUAUGCUGCCCCUCGUCAUCUUCACCGUCUGCCUGAUGCAGGGCGCAACUGUGAUGAACUCGUACUGGUUGGUUUUCUGGCAAGACCAGCAGUUCGGUGACUCUUACGAUCACCGAGGACUAUACAUGGGAGUCUAUGCCGCUCUGGGAAUCGCUCAAGCCAUCAUGACCUUUGCCAUGGGUUUCGCAACGAGCAUGCUCAGCUUCUGGGCCUGUGCCAAUCUGCACCAUGAAGCUAUGAGAGGUAUCAUUUUCGCCAAGAUGUCCUUCUUCGAUACAACGCCCGUUGGACGUAUUAUGAACAUCCUUACCAAGGACAUUGACGUUGCCGACAACCAGCUUGCCGAUGCUUUCAGAAUGGCCUUGAACACCCUGGGUACUGUGGCUGGAAGUGUCAUCCUGAUUACUGUCCUGACACACUACUUCGUCGUCAUCGUCGCCGUCCUCAUCUUUGCCUACUACUUUGGCGCGAUGUUCUACCGUAGCAGUGCGCGAGAGGUCAAGAGACUCGACGCCAUCCUCCGUUCGACGCUCUACGCUCAUUUCGGCGAGAGUCUAAGUGGUCUGGUUGUCAUUCGUGCUUACAAUGAGGUCCAGUCCUUUGUCAAGAUGAACAUGAAGAAGAAUGACGAAGAGAACAGGGCCUACUUCAUCACCAUUGUCAAUCAGCGAUGGCUCGGUAUCCGUCUCGACUUCCUCGGAUCGAUUCUGACGCUCGUAGUAGCCAUCAUGGUCGCCGCCACCUCGGCAUCCCUCUCGCCCGCUCAAGUCGGAGUCGCCCUCUCUUACGUCGUCUCAACAGCACAGUCCUUCUCCUGGAUGACUCGUCAGGUUGCCGAAGUCGAGAACGACAUGAACUCUGUAGAGCGCAUCGCCUACUACGCCAACUCGCUCGACCAGGAGGCGUCUCAGGAGACUGGCGCUGGCCUGCCUGCUUCUUGGCCCUCUCAAGGCGAGAUUGACAUCAAGGGUGUGUCGCUCCGCUACCGUGAGGGUUUGCCUCUUGUGCUCAGCGAUGUCAACCUACAUGUCGAGGGUGGUGAGAAGGUCGGCAUUGUCGGUCGUACUGGAGCAGGCAAGUCUAGUCUGUUGACUGCUUUACUGAGACUGGUCGAGCUCAACAGUGGCUCGGUCAAAAUUGACGGAAUCGAUGUAGCCAAGGUUGGACUGGCAGACCUCCGACGACGAAUCGCCAUGCUGCCGCAAGACCCCCUCAUCUUCAGUGGUACGUUGCGCAGCAACUUGGAUCCAUUCGGAGAGUACGACGAUGCUCGUUUGAACGAUGCACUGAAGAGAGCUUACCUUAACGACGACUCGGAAGAGGUGUCUGAAGAGGGGCCCGACAGUGCGGACACCUCGGCCAUUGCUCUGCCUUCUGGUUCGGAGAAGCCCAAAAAGAAGGCAGCUCAGCGCUUCAGCCUCGACAGCAUCGUCGAAGAGGAGGGCGGCAAUCUCAGUCUGGGUCAACGUUCCCUCGUCUCACUCGCUCGUGCCCUGGUCAAGGAUUCUCAGAUCAUCCUCUUGGACGAGGCAACUGCCUCCGUCGAUGUCAAGACUGAUGCCAGGAUUCAAGAGACGAUUCGAACCGAAUUUGGCACCAAGACCCUCUUGUGCAUUGCGCACCGUCUGCGCACCAUCAUCACCUACGACAAGGUCGCCGUGAUGGACAAGGGUGCCGUGGUAGAGUAUGAUCAUCCGCUAGUAUUGUACGAUAAGAAGGACUCGAUUUUCCGCGACAUGUGUCUCAAGGCUUCUAUCACUCGGGAGGAGAUGCUCAAGGCAGAGGCUUUGUGA